Molecule: messenger RNA, 209 nt
Organism: Ambispora leptoticha
Lineage: Eukaryota; Fungi; Glomeromycota; Glomeromycetes; Archaeosporales; Ambisporaceae
Source: the annotation of a GenBank genome assembly
AUGAAACGGGCGACAACUUCCUUUACGGCUCGAAUGGAAAGUGAUACAGUUGAGAACUCCGAAAACGGCCGAAGUGGGCGUUAUCCGAUGGAUUACCGCGAAUUCUUGGACAAAAAGUUUGAGAAUAGCAUCGCUUAUCCGGCCUGUCCACGACCAACCCUUCUGGAAAUCCUACCGGAAGAAGUCCUAGAAGAACAUUUUAGUGGGAA